Polypterus senegalus (gray bichir) is the source of this 456-nucleotide messenger RNA. RefSeq names its product killer cell lectin-like receptor subfamily B member 1B allele A. The record is from RefSeq and is a predicted model, not a curated record. The coding region runs from base 16 to 456 and encodes 146 amino acids. NCBI's taxonomy places the organism in Eukaryota, Metazoa, Chordata, Cladistia, Polypteriformes, Polypteridae. The transcript has 4 exons.
ACCUUUUUAAUAGUUAUGGGAUGUGGAGUUUGUCUCUUUGUGGCAAUGGCAGUAAUAAUCAUGGUGAUGGCAUUGAAGAAAUCAGUCAAAUCCUGUCCCGAAGAAUGGAUGCAAAUGAAAGAGAACUGCUAUUAUAUAUCAACUUUAAUGGCAACUUGGGAGUACAGUAAUGAUAACUGCUCUUCUCUAGGAGCUUCACUGACUGUGAUAGAGGACCCCAAGGAACUAGCAUUUCUGGUUCGUCAGUGUAGACGUUUUCUAAGUUUCUGGAUCGGCUUAAAGAGGACACCUCAGAUGGAAUGGAGAUGGAUUAAUAAUCAUCCUUUUAACCAAAGCUGGCGUAGUUUGGAUGCCACAACAGAAGGCGACUGUGUCAGUGUUUCCCAAGAGACUCUCCAAACUCAGAAUUGUAGCACACUGCAACUGUGGAUUUGUAAACGGGUAGUGGGACCAUAG